Messenger RNA from Gongylonema pulchrum, 690 nucleotides. Lineage: Eukaryota; Metazoa; Nematoda; Chromadorea; Rhabditida; Gongylonematidae. The record is from the annotation of a GenBank genome assembly.
AUGAUCUAUGCUGGUGCAGAUGGUUUCACCAAGCUGGAGAUGACCAAUGUUUUUGCCAAAGGUCAAACGCCGGAGGAUUUCGAGCAAUAUGUGCACGACCUUACUGAUAAAAUCGCAAAGAACAAGACUCGAAGCUGUGUGCUGGAGAAGGCCAACCGUCUUUAUAUACAGCAAGGACUGAGAUUAAAAAGUGCAUUUGUUACGGCUUUAGAGAAGUACUAUACCGGACAAAUGAAACUUGUUGACUUUCGAGCAAAUCCCGAUGUUAUCGCUCAGGAAGCAAAGCAUUGGGUGAGCCAGGUGACCCAUGAAAUGAUCACCUCAGUUAUCGAAGCAAGCGAGAUUUCAGCCAACUCAAAAUUGAUGUUGCUCAAUGCAGCGUAUUUCAAAGGUGCAUGGAAGAAAAAAUUCGACAAAGACUGGACAAUACCCAGAAGCUUUUAUGCUUCUCGGUACCGACUGAUCAAAACACCAACGAUGGCAACAUUUGGCUAUUUCCCACUUUUCGAGAAUGAUGAGGUGCGAGUGCUGGCGAUGCCAUAUGAAGGCAAUGAAAAUAUAAAUAUGUACAUCAUUUUACCACAAAAAUUCCACGGCCUAGAGGAUUUAGAACGCAGUCUUAAUGGUUUAAAGAUGAUACACUAUUUUCAAAACUGCAAGACGUCAACGGAAUUUUAUGUAAGCUACUAA